Molecule: messenger RNA, 4741 nt
Organism: Haliotis rubra (blacklip abalone)
Lineage: Eukaryota; Metazoa; Mollusca; Gastropoda; Lepetellida; Haliotidae
Product: E3 ubiquitin-protein ligase TRIM56-like
Exons: 3
Coding region: 19-1158 (379 amino acids)
Biological process (GO): positive regulation of DNA-templated transcription
Cellular component (GO): chromatin; nucleoplasm
Molecular function (GO): zinc ion binding; ubiquitin-protein transferase activity
Source: RefSeq, a predicted model, not a curated record
CACACAGCUACCGGAAAGAUGGCGACCGCCGGGCUAGAGAGGAAAGUAAAGGAUAAUUUCCUGACGUGCUCCAUCUGCUUGGAGAUGUACACAGACCCGUGUACACUGAGGUGUGAUCACACAUUCUGCAGGAAAUGUGUCACCUCAUACAUCCAAACCAGACCAGAUGCUGUACAGUCCAAGACCAUCCCCUGUCCCAACUGUCGACAAGACACCAAGGUCCCCCACCCCAGCAGGCCGGUGGAGGAGUGGGCGGGGCAGAUCAAACCCAGCAUUGUGAUACAGGGGCUGAUUGACACCUAUAGAUCCGAGGUCGCUGUGCAAGAGACCUCAAGCACCUGUUGUACGAUCUGUCAGCAGCUAGGGGAGACAACUCUAGGGGUCUUGUGGUGUCCUGAGUGUGAAGUGGCCCUCUGUGACAAAUGUGUGAAGACACACCGGGUGACCCCUACUUUAUUGAAACAUGACCUAUGUGACCUGUCAUCUAGGUCAAAGGUCAAACGGAGGAUCAUGUGUACGGAACACAAGAGUAACCGUGUUGAGUUCCACUGUCAAGACUGUGGGAAGGCUGCCUGUCAGACAUGUUGUAUCAUCUACCACAGAGCUUGUAAAACUGUCGUCACCAUUGAGUCAAUGAAGCCAAGGAUGAAAGCAGCACUGAUGGAGAAGAGACUUGGCAUGGAGAAGAGACUGAAAGUGAGGUCGAAGAAAGUAGACAUACGAAACGAGAAACUCGAAAGUAAUUCUAGAAUCACGAAGUCAGCUGUUCAAAAUAUUAGGUUGAUCUGCCAGACAGCGAUUAACAAGAUUAAACAGAAAGAAACACAACUCUUGGAUGAACUAAAUAACACAUCACAGACAUACGUCGGCCAACUCCGAGCUGAUGUGAAGCUGGAAGAGAUCGAGAUGCAGAUGUACAGACAACAUUGUGAGUUCAUUCACCAGGCCUUGGUAUCGGACUGUGAGAUGGACCUAUAUGACGCGUAUCAGGUCUGGGAGACUGGAGCUGUAGAGAUGGAGGAUGUCAGGGAUACAGAGGCAGCAGAAACCCGGAGAAUAGAUGAUGUCAUCUUUACACCAGACACUGACAACGUCCUGAAGGCCCUAGAUAACCUGCAGUUUGGGAAGAUUGACGUCACAUACCAGGAUCAGGAGUAAUGUGUGCCAUCUUUAGUGCUGGUUGACACGAUAGAUAGGAGGAUGGCGGAUGAUGAUGUGGUGAGCUCUCCCUUUGGUUGCCUGACAGUCCUGGCUGUAGGUGAUAUACAGACAUGUGUUGUCACUGACUGUUUGAACAACUGCCUGAAAUCUUUGUACACUAGAGACAAUCAUCCAUGCCAUAGUAAACUUCCCCUGGAUAACUCUCCACGUGGGAUAACACAGUUGAAGCAGAAGCAGGUGAUGGUUGCUGUCCCUGAAUCCCGCCAGAUUGUAACAGUAGAAGUGACCCCUGACUUGGUGCUGCUCUCAACCAUCCUAACUAGCAAUAGUUACUACAGUCUGGCUGUUCUGAACCUUUCAUCUCUGGCAGCAGGUGGCGAGGAUUGUCAUGGUUACGGCAUUGUUGAAAUCCUGGACAUUUCUGGACACGUGUUGAGUUCAAUCAGUAAAUACAAUGAUGUCUCACUGUUUGCCUACCCCUGGCACAUCUGUGUCAACAACAAGGGCAACAUACUCGUGUCUGACUGGGAAUGUGAGUCUGUGACAUGUCUGACACAAGAGGGAGAUGUUGUGUGGAGACACGCCCCAGUGACAGUGCCAUUGGUUGCGCCUCUGGUAUCACAACUACCAGCACAGGAGACGUCCUGCUUGUAGACAGCCGCAAUGACAAGGUGAUACAGCUGACAGAGUCGGGGGAGUUUGUCAGUGAACUGCUCACGUUAGAAGAUAGCGAUGAAGCACGCAUGUGCGAUAUAUUCUGUGAUAAAUACGGUUUCUUUUUUCUAUGCACAAAAUCAGCAGUGAAAGAGUACAUGUUUGUCUGACAUAAAACAAAAGAAUGAAAGUCAGUGCAAAGCUGUGGUUUCAGCGUUUGUCAUUUUACUGCUCGUGAUCUACUGUACGUGGGGUUAGUCUUGAAAUGUUUGUGUCUUCACCAAAACGUAUGGGCAUAGCUUUGUCAGUGAAUUGCAGACAUGCAUUAUUAUAUUAGGUCAUUUCCAGCAUGAAGGGUAAUAGUCCACAAGGUGAAAGAUCACCAGCUGUUGUGGAGAUUCCUUGGAUGACCUGAGCUACACAACCACUACUUCAUCUCAAACGUGUGCUGAACCAGCUGAAGUUCAAAGAAACCCCAUGCAUGGAACCCAGGAGACAUGUAUACAUUGUCUAAUGUAUGGAUGGACUAGGACCACAGGAACUCUGAAACUGUUGGUCAGUUUUCGGAGUUUCUUCCUCAUAGAAUAUUCAGUAUCAAUAUACACGAUCUUCACCCAAACCUGAUGAUAUAGCUUAUAUUGUCUAGUUGAGACAUACCAUAUUCCCUUACAGGUCACUUCAAGCAAUUAAAUGGACGGCAUGAUGACUCGGUGAAACAUAUCAGUGGUGAUAGUGGUUGUACCUACUCUUAGACAGGACAAUAUGAUCUUAACAUAGUAUGAUAAUGCAUACCACUUAUGGUUAAAAGCGAGGCAUGUGGUGAAAAGGAAACCUUACGUCUCUGCUCAUGAUCAUGACUUGCGUGAAACGCUAUCAACAUAGAAAGGUGUAUGGCAUACGAUCCAGUAGUCUGUCUCAGUGUCUGUGAACCACAUUUUGUCCCCCUGUUGCUUAGCCAACCCUGUAAUGCCAAAGCCAUAAAUGCACAAGUCUAGAUUUCCUCAGGUCCAGGAUCUCCCAUCUCAUCAGUGCUCCUUAUCUAGUUAAUGGACCAAAACUAUUUACUUCACUUCAUUCAAUCUUGUGCUAGUUUAUCACGAGUAAACCCAAGUAUGGGGGGAAGAUUGAGGCGUGCAGUGUUAUCAAGUUUUUGCACGUGAAGGGUUGCACUUCUCGACAGAUUCAUGAGGAGAUGAAAUCUGUAUAUUGUGAAGAUCUUAUGAAACUGUUGUGAGAUGGAAAAGGGAUUUUCAAACAGGUCAUAUGUCCCUCACAGAUGAGCCAAGAAGUGGACGACGAUAUCAUUGAGGUCAUGCAAGAGGUGGGGUUGGUUUUCCAUGAAAUCAGGGGUUCUAUACAGGCGUCUGCACAAGGUCAAGAAAUGUUGGGAGAACUCUGGAUUGGGCCUAUGUAUAUAGAAGUCUUAAGGACAAGAAAUCAAGAUAAAGUUUUUACCCUGAAUACGUCUUGGUGAUAAUUAGAAUUUUUUUUUAUACCCUCUCGUAACUCAAGCAUGUGCUAUGUGGAUUAAUUGAGCACUGUUCAAGGAUUCAUGACAUAUAGGCUAUAGUUUUCAUUUGAAAACAGACAUUAGACAGUGGGAUAGUUACAAUCCAUUAGUGGGUUGUUUCGGGGAUAAAGAUUAAAUUUACACUUCAGAGUUGGCUAGUUUAUUUUACCCGGCGUUAAACCGAGGCAAUAUUUUCUUUCUCAAUAUUCGUUCACUUGUCUUCUGUCAAUGUCGAUGUAGAUGGGAAUCGCCUACAGAGCGUAAGGUAUACACGUCAUUAAAUUCCUCCAAGAGCCUUUUGAUUUAUGUGAUUCUUUAACAAUAGUUUGACUUCAUUUUGGGCGCAUAACAGAUGAGCUGCUUUGGAUUAUUUGCGUUUUCAAGGCAAUAUGUCGUCGACUUUCGUCAAAACGUGGAAACGUUUUUAUUUCUUGAGCAUGACAUAAAUUGUCUAAUAUUUAUUCUGAAACUGAACAAAAGAAACAAGAAAAACAUAUCCAUAAUAUUCUAUUUGGCUUUGUUAAAAAAGAAGGCAUUUGUGCUUUUUGUGUAACGGCACCAGGACAAUAAUAAGCUGACAAUCCAAGCUGAGUUCAAGUUGUGAUAAUUAUUCGUUUUCGAUGAUAGUUUCUGACUAAGGUUAGGUCGUUUUUCAGCCUGAUUAGCAAUGUGGCCCUUGACGUCUAGCGAGACUAGGCAAAACGGUUACAUUCAUGAUCCGGAUAAGGCGAUGGAAAUUUGCUUGAACUUUCAUUGUUCAAGCACGGGCUGUGAUCGUGUUGCACGUGCAUUACAACUUUAACUGGGUAAAAAGUAUUUUCAUAUGGCAAAAAGUAAUGAUAUACGGAUUUCUAUGAAAUACAGCAGGAGUUUCAGCUCCAUCGCGUUUGUUGCAUUUCAACUUUAUGUUUGACAUUAUCAGAUUAUGUAGGAACAGAACAGUUGCAUACAUGAAUGCUGAAACAGAUAGUUUAGACAGCACAUCCCGGGAGGUGAUAUCAUGAACUCAAUUUCUAUUUGAAAACGAGGAAUCAUUUAUGAGCAUCAUCAAAGACUGUUCACUAAUGUUGGGGGAAUAUUUCUUCACUUUUUCGGUAUUUCUUUAAGUGACCCAAAACAAAUGCAAAACACUACAACUAAAACAUACUGGAGAAUGGUGGAGAAUUUACAAGCGCAAUGUAUGACAUUGAAUAAGCUCUUCGUGGACUGAUUUAUGUCGGACACAACAGAUAUUAACAACAUGAAACAGUCGGCAAGAAAAGACCAUGGAAAGAAAUGAUCCCAAUUUUAUAACUAGAAAUCAUUGCACUCUUUGCAUGAAAUUUGGAAUGGCAUAGAAAACCAUGAAAUAGUCUGAUAUACUGGUUACCUUGAAAGAUUGCCAAUAAAGUUCAGUGGAUUCGACCGUCAUGUACA